GGGAGAUAAAUUAGUGCAAAGAAGGCCCUGAAAUAAGUUAUCUCCAGCUUAAUUAGGGAAACAAAUUUAAACCAAAAAAAAUAAUCACUGAAGCUACAAGAAAUCCCUGGCCAUGUCUCCUAGCGCAAUAUUCGUCCUUUUCUGGCGCAUAAAUGUGCAGCUCGUCUAUCCGUACGGAUACAUGGACCGUUCGCUGGAGGACGCUCUGAACGACGAUAACCUGGUGUGGAGCAAGGGGGAUCGGAUCGAGCGGAACCUGGAGUGGCUGCUGCGGGACUCCUUCCGGACCUCGGUGAUCCUGGUGCUGAUGAUGGAGAUGCUGCGCUUUGUGGACCUCGCAGUGAAUAUUCCAAACGCGGUGUUAAACAGACUUUAGUCCCGGGUUCGAACUGUGUCCCCAAGCCGUUCGUUGCCCCAUCAAAACAACGCUGCUCAAAUAAUUUCGUCUUGGGGUAGGACCGCCAUUGUGCCAACGUUCGUCGCCGUCGUUGUCGUCGCCGCUGCCCAUUUAAUCAGUAAAUUUUAUUUUUUAAAAUGUUAUUAAACAAUAUUUGCCUUAGCAAAAGUCAGACGUUCGCAGUGCAAUAAACUUUUCAGCACUUGA
This is a messenger RNA of Drosophila ficusphila, 604 nucleotides long. RefSeq lists its product as uncharacterized. The transcript is spliced from 2 exons. The record is from RefSeq and is a predicted model, not a curated record. Lineage: Eukaryota; Metazoa; Arthropoda; Insecta; Diptera; Drosophilidae. Bases 113 to 376 code for a protein of 87 amino acids.